CUGAUCAGGUUCAGUUUACCCCCUACACAGCUACCAGAAUUUACAGACUUUGAGAUGGCAUCCAAACCACAACAACAGGCCAAGAAACUUGGCUUUGUAGAAGUUUUUGCCCUCAGUGGCGCUGCCGCAGUUAUAUCCAAGACUGCAGCCGCCCCCAUUGAGCGUAUCAAGCUGGUUGUGCAGAACCAAUCAGAAAUGGUGAAAGCGGGGACACUGGAGAGACCAUUUAAAGGAAUUAUAGACUGUACCACCUGGAUUUACAAGAAUGAAGGCUUGAUAUACUUCUGGAGAGGCAACAUCCCCAACUGCAUUCGAUAUUUCCCAACACAGGCCCUCAACUUUGCCUUCAGAGAUAAAAUCAAAAAAAUUUUUGCAUCUGCGCCAAAUGAGCCUUAUCCUGUAACAUUUAGUAAAAACAUAGCAUCUGGUGGUGUAGCUGGUGCACUGUCCUUGAUGUUCGUCUACUCAUUAGAUUACUGCCGAACCCGUCUAGCCAAUGACAUGAAGUCUGCCAAGAAAGGCUCGGAGCGCCAGUUCACAGGAAUGUUUGAUGUCUACUCCAAAACCUGGAAGGCGGAUGGCAUCAAGGGUCUGUACCGUGGCUUUGUUGUAUCCUGUGUGGGAAUCAUAGUCUACAGAGGCUGCUACUUUGGGUUCUACGAUAGCCUGAAACCAGUCCUGCUCGGACACGAUGCUGGAGUUGCCACUUCCUUUCUUCUGGGUUAUGCUGUUACAGUCACAUCUGGAUUAAUAUCUUACCCCAUUGAUACCAUAAGGCGACGUAUGAUGAUGACCUCUGGUGGUGGGGUGCACUACAGUGGUUCCAUCGACUGUGCCAUCCAGAUCUUCAAGCAUGAGGGGGCCAUGUCUUUCAUGAAAGGCGCUGGAGCCAACAUCCUAAGAGGUGUGGCAGGGGCAGGUGUACUAGCAGGAUUUGAUAAAUUCAAGGCUGUCUAUGUUGCUUGGCGUCUGAAGUCAGCAUAACUGAAUG
This is a messenger RNA of Lingula anatina, 991 nucleotides long. RefSeq lists its product as uncharacterized. Gene Ontology annotation, molecular function: ATP:ADP antiporter activity. Gene Ontology annotation, biological process: negative regulation of mitochondrial outer membrane permeabilization involved in apoptotic signaling pathway; mitochondrial ATP transmembrane transport; mitochondrial ADP transmembrane transport. NCBI's taxonomy places the organism in Eukaryota, Metazoa, Brachiopoda, Lingulata, Lingulida, Lingulidae. Gene Ontology annotation, cellular component: mitochondrial inner membrane. The record is from RefSeq and is a predicted model, not a curated record.